Molecule: messenger RNA, 594 nt
Organism: Haemonchus placei
Lineage: Eukaryota; Metazoa; Nematoda; Chromadorea; Rhabditida; Trichostrongylidae
Source: the annotation of a GenBank genome assembly
CUGUUCAGAAUUAUUGCAACUCCUAUUGCUGGAUACCUCGUUGUGCAACACGAAUUUCCAAUCGCAUUUGGCCUUUUCGUGACAGCUGGAGUCACCGACAUGUUGGACGGUUUCAUCGCACGAAACAUACCCGGCCAACAGUCGCUGCUCGGUUCAGUACUGGAUCCCAUUGCCGAUAAAUUACUUGUUAGCGUCAUGUUUGUAACAAUGACAUACGCUGCUCUCAUACCUUGGCAACUCACAUUUGUGGUUUUAUUUCGUGAUCUGUGCCUGAUAUCAGGUGGAUUCUAUAAAAGGUAUCGCACUAUGGAACCUCCGUAUUCUCUGAAGCGAUUUUUCAAUCCUGAGGUUUCUUCCAUGCAAGUUGUUCCCACGCUCGUUAGCAAGGUGAAUACCGUUCUGCAGCUAGGUGUGAUCGCCACUUCCCUUUCCAUCCCUGUGUUUAGCUUGGGCGAACUUGCAUCAUUUUCUACUGGGCUGUGGUAUGUUUUCUUGACCACCUUCGACCUCCUACGAAAAACGUUCAAAGAAAAAUUAUUCAUGCUUGAAAUAACGUGGGGUUUGUAUAUAAAACUCUCGCGAGGUUUUUAUUGA